AGGUUUAUAUGAAAAAGCUCCUUCAUAAUGACUGAUGAUGAGGAAUACGACCGCAAUUGCGUUUGCAGGGAUCUGGAGUCCAUAACAAAAGUAGGCAUUGACACUGAUGGAGAAUUCAAAUAUAUCCUCAUGAAAGUGAAAUGCAGUAAUAAAAAGCAUGAACUGCCUUCUGUUGUCAUCGUUAGGGGAUACAAACGACAUAAUAACCAUACGGAUAUUUUUAAUGAAGUCAAUGAAGAAUUGCAACCAUUAUGUGGUGAUGAAGUCUUGGGCGGUGGUAUCAUCACGCACGAUUCUAACAGCAAGACGAUAAAUAUCUUCGGUAAGUCAGAUACUUACGGCGAAGCUAACCAUGCAGCCACAGCCAGGCUCAUCAGAGAAGCUUACCCUGACUACAAAGUCACGUUUAAUAAUAAAUAAAGAGAAGAUAUUUGGGUACAUAUCUUUAAUAUCUGUGAUUAAAGUCAAGUAUUAUCAAAGCAACUAAGUCAAUUUUACC
This is a messenger RNA of Hyposmocoma kahamanoa, 499 nucleotides long. Its product is annotated as 14 kDa phosphohistidine phosphatase-like. Gene Ontology annotation, molecular function: protein histidine phosphatase activity. NCBI's taxonomy places the organism in Eukaryota, Metazoa, Arthropoda, Insecta, Lepidoptera, Cosmopterigidae. Gene Ontology annotation, biological process: peptidyl-histidine dephosphorylation. The transcript is spliced from 2 exons. Bases 28 to 420 code for a protein of 130 amino acids. The record is from RefSeq and is a predicted model, not a curated record. Gene Ontology annotation, cellular component: cytosol.